This is a messenger RNA of Haliotis rubra (blacklip abalone), 774 nucleotides long. Its product is annotated as tyrosine-protein phosphatase Lar-like. The record is from RefSeq and is a predicted model, not a curated record. Gene Ontology annotation, cellular component: plasma membrane; axon; neuronal cell body. Gene Ontology annotation, molecular function: axon guidance receptor activity. Lineage: Eukaryota; Metazoa; Mollusca; Gastropoda; Lepetellida; Haliotidae. Gene Ontology annotation, biological process: synapse organization; homophilic cell-cell adhesion. The coding region runs from base 1 to 729 and encodes 242 amino acids. The transcript is spliced from 3 exons.
AUGUCACGUCUGGUGGGAAGCGUGAAGGAACACGACAACGUGACACUGCAGUGUCACAUCAACAGUAACCCUGCUUCAGACAUAGAGAUCAGGAACAGCACCUCCAGCAUAGGAAGUGGGACAAGUGCCAAGAUACUGAAAGCGAGCAUAGACGAUGUUGGAUGUCUUCACACAGGACCAUACACGUGCUCUGCAAGGAAUAAGCUGGGACAAGCUGAGGAACAAAGCAUAUCAUUGCAAGUGAAAUGUGCUCCAAGAUCAUACGGAUCCACAACGGACGGCUAUGAAUUCAGAUCUGGCCUAAGUGGAAACGUGACACUGAACCUGACUGUCCUAGCUUUCCCUGAGCCAACCUUCACGUGGCGUAGAACCCGGAAUGGAAGGCCUCUCGAUAACAGUGCGGUCAUCACAGAUGGUGUUCGUGUGACAGGCAGUGUAACCAUCUUUGAUGUCAAAGAUGAGGACUUUCGGAAAUACACAGUGGAAGUGACAAACACGGAAGGAAACAUUUCGAAGACCGUUAUGCUGAUUUCGGCUUUUAUGCCAGAAACACCGAUGGAUCUGCAAGCUUCAUCCAUCAGCGUUCGGUCAUUUACCCCGACAUGGGAGAAAGGUUUCAACGGUGGCGCCAAACAAAGUUUCAAACAUACAAUACAGACAACCUGGCGGACAGUGGACUACCCACCCAACACGGCCAACCGAAGACGACACCCUCCAGCUGGUCAUUGAUGGCCUUUCGAACCCGGAACAAUCUACGAAAUUCGGAUUAAUGCA